GGCCCGCGUGCUGUCACUUCCAGGCCCCGCCACGCCCGCCACGCCCCGCAGGCCCGGGACCGGCCCCUCGGGAGCGUCCACCGGCUUGGCCUCGGGUCCCCGGUCUCAGGCCCGCCCCGGAAGACGUGGAGCGCUGCAGCGGCCGCAAAUUUAUCAAAGAUGAAAGUGACCUUAUCAGCUUUGGAUACUUCCGAGACUUCUUUCACACCUCUGGUAGUCAUAGAACUUGCUCAGGAUGUCAAAGAAGAAACCAAAGAAUGGCUGAAAAACAGAAUUAUCACUAAAAAGAAAGAUGGAGGUGCCCAGCUGUUGUUUAGGCCACUGUUAAAUAAAUAUGAGAAGGAAACACUUGAAAAUCAGAACUUAUAUCUUAUUGGUGCCUCCAAUACUAGAUUGUUACUCGGGGCAGAAGCACUGGGGUUGGUGAAAGAGUGCAAUGACAAGGCCAUGCGUGCCUUCACCUACAGGACCCGGCACAACUUCAAAGGUUUUGAUGACAACAAUGAUGAUUUCCUUACAAUGGCAGAAUGUCAGUUCAUUAUCAAACAUGAACUUGAAAAUCUUAGAGCCAGAGAUGAAAAAAUGAUCCCUGGUUACCCCCAGGCAAAGUUGUAUCCAGGAAAAUCAUUAUUGAGAAGACUGCUCACGUCUGGCAUCGUGGUUCAGGUGUUUCCACUGCAUGAUAAUGAAGACCUCAAGAAGCUUGAGGACACCUGGUACACUCGUUUUCCUUUAAAGUAUCAGCCCAUAGACCGUAUUCGUGGUUACUUUGGUGAAACAAUUGCUCUUUACUUUGGAUUUCUGGAAUAUUUCACUUUUGCCUUAAUCCCCAUGGCAGUCAUUGGGCUGCCUUACUACUUGUUUGUGUGGGAAGACUAUGACAAGUACGUGAUCUUCGCCUCGUUCAACCUGGUCUGGUCCACAGUGAUCCUGGAGGUGUGGAAGCGUGGCUGUGCCAACAUGACCUACAGAUGGGGGACACUGGUCAUGAAGAGACAGUUUGAGGAGCCGCGGCCAGGAUAUCAUGGUGUUCUGGGUAUCAACCUGGUCACUGGCAGGGAGGAACCGCUCUACCCCAGCUACAAGAGACAGUUACGCAUCUACCUGGUCUCUCUGCCAUUUGUGUGCCUCUGUCUCUAUUUCUCUCUGUAUGUCAUGAUGAUUUACUUCGACAUGGAGGAGUGGGCCAUGGGUCUGCAUGAGGAGAGCGGGUCUGAGUGGACAAGUAUCAUCUUGUACGUGCCCAGCAUCAUCUAUGCCAUUGUGAUUGAGAUCAUGAACCGGCUGUACCGAUACGCUGCUGAGUUUCUAACUUCGUGGGAGAACCACAGACUGGAAUCUGCCUACCAGAAUCAUCUAAUUCUGAAAGUUUUAGUGUUCAACUUUCUGAAUUGCUUUGCCUCACUCUUCUACAUUGCCUUCGUCCUGAAGGACAUGAAGCUCUUGCGGCAGAGCCUGGCCACUCUCCUGAUUACCUCCCAGAUCCUGAACCAGAUUGUAGAAUCUCUUCUUCCUUAUUGGCUCCAAAAGAAGCACUACAUGCAGGUGAAGAGGAAGAUGCAGGCUUUGAAGGCAGACAUCGAUGCUACAGUAUAUGAACAAGUCGUUCUGGAAAAAGAAAUGGGAACCUAUUUGGGCACCUUCGAUGAUUACUUGGAGUUAUUUCUUCAGUUUGGUUAUGUGAGCCUUUUCUCCUGUGUUUACCCGUUGGCAGCGGCCUUUGCUGUGUUAAAUAACUUCACCGAGGUUAAUUCCGAUGCCUUAAAAAUGUGCCGGGUCUUCAAACGUCCAUUCUCAGAACCAUCAGCCAAUAUUGGUGUGUGGCAGCUGGCUUUUGAAACAAUGAGUGUUAUAUCUGUGGUCACUAACUGUGCUCUCAUUGGAAUGUCACCACAAGUGAAUUCACUCUUUCCUGAGUCAAAAACAGAUCUCAUUUUGAUUGUAGUGGCAGUGGAGCAUGCACUCCUGGCUUUAAAGUUUAUACUUGCAUUUGCCAUACCUGAUAAGCCCCGGCAUAUCCAGAUGAAACUGGCCAGGUUGGAAUUUGAGUCUUUGGAGGCGCUCAAGCAGCAGCAAAUGAAGCUCGUGGCUGAGAACCUGAAGGAGGAGCCGCGGGAAGGCGAGAAGAAGGCGACCUGAGUGCCCGGGCUGCCCUGAGCUCAGGGGCACUGCCUCGUGGCUCCUGAGCGCAGGCGCUGCGCUUGGCCUGAUGAAGCAGCUCCCGUGAGGCCAGCAGAUGCCUCCCUCCGGCGUGUCCCUUCAGGGCGGUGAAGGGGGGAGCCGGACCAGCUUUUGCUGGUCCCCUCACCCUCUCCUGCCCCACGGUUUCGGCCCGAGCCUGCACUCACUCCGGCUGCCUGACCUGAGCCGCGUGCACCCGCGAU
Molecule: messenger RNA, 2384 nt
Organism: Condylura cristata (star-nosed mole)
Lineage: Eukaryota; Metazoa; Chordata; Mammalia; Eulipotyphla; Talpidae
Gene: ANO10
Product: anoctamin 10
Exons: 13
Coding region: 160-2139 (659 amino acids)
Biological process (GO): chloride transmembrane transport
Cellular component (GO): plasma membrane
Molecular function (GO): chloride channel activity
Source: RefSeq, a predicted model, not a curated record